AUGCCUAUAUGGCUAGACGGAGGCCCAAAUGAAAGGCAGGAGAAGCAGCGCAUCAAGCUGGCUGUAAAGAAGAACUUUAGAGAGAGAAAGAGCCUCCAGGCACGUCGACUGAGAGAUCACAAUCGGACCGCAAAUCAAGGACAGAGCCUAUCAAGCAUCGCUGAACAAGGCAAUCAAACUGGCAACGCUGCUCAACCAAAUGCCAUCUUAAGAAACGAGCCAUCGCCAAUCUUGACUCCUCAAUCCUUGCAGAGCCGGGUCCUCUCAGGGCAGUCAUUCGCCGAGCCACUUCACUACGAUGAAGCCAGUCUCCUGAUGCACUACCUAGACCAUGUGUUUCCAUACCAAUACCCUUUUUUUGACAAAGCAAGGCUGUCUCGAGGCUGGCUGCUAUGGCUUCUCAGCAAAAAUGGGCCUCUCUAUCGAGCAUCCAUGGGCCUCGCAGCGUUGCAUCAGCGAUCAUUAUUAGGCAAGACAAACAACCAUCAUCUUGAACUAGAGUUCCAUACCAAAGCGGUCAGGCAGUUACAGGACUUUCUUGUGUCCAUUGAUAUCAAUGAGCUGCGGCCUGAGAACGAGACUCUGGUCGAAAUUAUCACUUGCGGUAUCGCUCUCAUCAGCUUUGAGGUCCUUCGAGGCAGUUCAACAGACUGGCAGCCGCAUUUGAGCGCCAUGUCCUCCAUAGCAGCCAUGAUGCAUAAUCAGCCUCGACUUCUGCAUUCUGUAGAUCAGCAUCCUACCCCUCUCUUCGAGGGGAAAGCCAACGCCGCCAUGGCUUUUCAUCUACCGGUCCUGCUUUGGAUGGAUUUAUUAGCCUGUGUAGCCACGCGGGAGGCACCGAAACUUCCAUACGAUGAAUGGCUAGGACCUAACUGCACAUUCCAGCUUGCACAUAUAAUGGGCUGCCACAACUCAGUAAUGAAAGGCAUAGGAGACAUCAGUUUGCAGAAGAAAAAACAAUUGAUUGAAGAUGAACUGGAGAGCGUCAUGGAUACAACCCCUAUGGCCUCAAUGGGAUCUCAAGGAAUCUCUUCCAUGAUCCAAUCAUUCAGUCACAUGAAGUCCGAGCAGCGGCCUGAGCAAGAUUCUGUCACUCGCAUAUUUGCUGCUGCGGCAUUGUCUCAGCUCGCUUCUUUCACUGCCGAGGUCUCAAACAAUAUCUCAAUGACUGUAGUGAGGAGAAGCGUAAGCCGAGUGAUUCUAGAGAUUAAAAUGGCACCCCAAAUAGUGUCCCCUCGGCACCUGAGCUGGCCGAUCUGCGUUGCUGGUUGCCUGGCGGAUCAAGACCAACAGCCAUUCUUUGAAGCCUUGCUGAGCACUGUACUAUCUGAAGGAACUGGUAUGAUAGGGAACUGUGGAACUGUUCGAGAUAUCUUGCGAGCCUGUUGGAGAAAUAAGGCCGAGCAGCCGGAUCAACAGUGGGACUGUAGUAGUACUAUGAAGCAGUUGGAUAUCUACGCCCUUCUCAUAUAA
Molecule: messenger RNA, 1473 nt
Organism: Fusarium fujikuroi IMI 58289
Lineage: Eukaryota; Fungi; Ascomycota; Sordariomycetes; Hypocreales; Nectriaceae
Product: related to C6 zink-finger protein PRO1A
Exons: 4
Coding region: 1-1473 (490 amino acids)
Biological process (GO): positive regulation of transcription by RNA polymerase II
Cellular component (GO): nucleus
Molecular function (GO): DNA-binding transcription factor activity; transcription cis-regulatory region binding
Source: RefSeq, a predicted model, not a curated record